This is a messenger RNA of Periophthalmus magnuspinnatus, 4399 nucleotides long. Its product is annotated as solute carrier family 12 member 7-like. The record is from RefSeq and is a predicted model, not a curated record. Bases 617 to 4006 code for a protein of 1129 amino acids. Lineage: Eukaryota; Metazoa; Chordata; Actinopteri; Gobiiformes; Gobiidae. Gene Ontology annotation, molecular function: potassium:chloride symporter activity. Gene Ontology annotation, biological process: chloride transmembrane transport; chloride ion homeostasis; cell volume homeostasis. The transcript is spliced from 27 exons. Gene Ontology annotation, cellular component: membrane.
CCUGGAGGAAGCCGGAGCUGAGGAACAUGCCAAACUGGAAGAGGAAGAAAUGAAAUAAUCAUUAGAGCUGGAUUUGGGCAAAACUGGGACUCGUAAUGAGAAGCAUGUGUCACAUUCUCCUGUCUCUGUAAAUCUAACUUACUUUUCAAGGGGCUUUGAAGUUGGAUUUACUGGUUUUCUUGAGCUGAAGGUGUAACUGGGAGACGUGGGAGGAGCCUGUGUCCUUGUAUGGGCUCUACGCUGCUGCUCUUUUCAUAUGGUAAAGAGUAGGUCACAUGGGGUAAUAAUCUUCAGGCUGUCGGUAAAGGGAGGGAAAGGAACAAGAGAAAAAAACACACAAGACACAGGAAGACUUUGCUCCAUGUGUGAGAGGCGGUGCUUUUCUCUACAUUUGGAGGGCAUUGGAUUACUACAUAAACAAAACAAGGACCACUAAAUGCUGCUAGAAUACUUCUAAUGUGAAUACCAUGUGGAUUUUCAGCUUUCCAACCAUUUCCAAGUGCUGGAUUUUACUUUAUUUUGAUCCUUCUUACAACUGUAGAGUGAAAGUGCAAGCAGCCAGUGUCAGCUUGUGACGACUUGCUUUUGUAUUGUUGGUGGGGGGAAAAGAGCCAAAAUGCCAACCAAUUUCACAGUUGUUCCUGUAGAAGAUACAGAGGCACCAAGCAGCAGUAAUGCUACCAGCUCUCCAGAGGCUAAACCUGUUAGUUUAGGACAAAUAUUUGAAAGAACUGGACAAGAAACGACAGUGGACAACCAGCAAGGAGCUCAAAUAGAUGAUGUUGAAGGUGAAAAAGAAUCCACUCCUUUCCUCAACUCAGACAAUGGCAGUGAACCAGACUAUGAAGGGAAGAACAUGGCUCUGUUUGAGGAGGAAAUGGACAGUGCCCCCAUGGUGUCCUCUCUUCUCAGUAAACUGGCCAACUACACCAACCUCACUCAGGGGGUCCGUGAGCACGAGGAAUAUGAAGACGGAGUCAGGAAAGUCACUGCCACGGUUCCCCCCAUGGGCACGUUCAUUGGCGUGUACCUGCCCUGUAUGCAGAACAUCCUGGGGGUCAUCCUCUUCAUCCGCCUGGCCUGGAUCGUCGGGACAGCGGGAAUCCUGGGCUCUUUUGCCAUUGUCUCCAUAUGCUGCAUCUGUACUUUGCUAACAGCAAUCUCAAUGAGUGCAAUUGCUACAAAUGGAGUUGUUCCAGCUGGUGGUUCCUACUACAUGAUAUCCCGAUCUUUGGGUCCGGAGUUUGGGGGUGCAGUGGGUCUAUGCUUCUACCUUGGGACAACAUUUGCUGGAUCCAUGUACAUUCUGGGAACCAUUGAGAUCCUGCUGACCUACAUUGUUCCGUCCACAAGAGUAUUUGAAGCUCAAAAUAAAGAGGGUGAAGCCACAGCGUGGGCCAAUAACAUGCGAGUCUUCGGUACAGGCUGCCUGCUCGUUAUGGCACUGGUUGUCUUUGUUGGAGUUAAGUAUGUAAACAAACUUGCCCUUGUGUUUCUGUCCUGUGUGAUUCUCUCCAUUUUGGCCACUUACGCCGGAGUCAUCAAAACGCUCCUCGAACCUCCAGAGGUCAAUGUGUGUCUUCUGGGGAACCGCUCUCUGAAAAACGACAUGUUUGAAAGCUGCACUAAAACAGAGAUGGUGGAGAAUAUGACAGUGAUGACGCAGCUGUGGGGCCUCUUCUGCAACAACACCUGUGAUGAAUACUUUGAGCUCAACAACCUGACUGAGAUAAAGGCCAUACCAGGACUACUCAGUGGAGUUAUCAAAGAUAACCUAUGGGGAGACUAUGGCCCAGCCGGCUCGGUGCUGGAGAAGAAAACGCUGUUUUCUGCCCCGGCUAAAGACAUGUCCAAAGACAUCGACAAACCUUACGUCUUCAACGAUAUCACAACAUACUUUACUUUACUAGUUGGAAUAUACUUUCCUUCAGUAACAGGAAUUAUGGCUGGAUCAAAUCGUUCAGGGGACCUGAGAGAUGCCCAAAGAUCGAUCCCAGUAGGAACUAUUAUGGCUAUCUUGACUACCUCCUUUAUCUACAUUUCUUGUGUUGUAUUUUUUGGAGCUUGCAUUGAAGGAGUGGUACUAAGAGACAAGUUUGGUGAUUCUAUAGGAAAAAUCCCUGUGAUUGGGAUCCUGGCCUGGCCCUCCCCGUGGGUGAUUGUGAUUGGUUCGUUUUUCUCCUGUUGUGGGGCGGGGCUUCAGAGUCUGACAGGGGCCCCUCGGCUUCUGCAGGCCAUCGCUCGGGAUGGCAUCAUACCUUUCUUACAGGUGUUUGGUCAUGGGAAAUCUAAUGGUGAACCAACCUGGGCUCUGUUGCUGACCGUUGGUCUCUGUGAGAUAGGAAUCCUCAUCGCAUCUGUCGACGCCGUGGCCCCCAUCCUCUCCAUGUUCUUCCUUAUGUGUUAUCUGUUUGUGAAUCUGGCCUGUGCAGUUCAAACGUUACUGCGCACUCCAAACUGGAGACCACGGUUCAAGUUCUAUCAUUGGACCUUGUCCUUCCUGGGAAUGAGUCUCUGUCUGUCACUCAUGUUUGUAUCAUCCUGGUACUAUGCGCUGGUUGCCACGGUCAUUGCUGGCUGUAUUUAUAAGUACAUAGAGUAUAGAGGGGCAGAGAAAGAGUGGGGAGACGGCAUCAGGGGUCUAUCCCUGAAUGCAGCACGUUAUGCUCUCAUUCGUCUGGAGGAGUCACCAUUGCACACCAAAAACUGGAGGCCGCAGCUGUUGGUGCUGUGUAAGCCGGACUCAGACCUAUCGGUGAAACAUCCUCGGCUCCUCUCGUUCACCUCACAGCUCAAAGCAGGAAAAGGCCUGACCAUUGUCUGCUCAGUGCUGCAAGGGACCUACAUGACCAGAGGACAGGACGUCAAAACAGCAGAGAAAAGUUUGAAAGCUGCAAUGGUGGCAGAGAAAACCAAAGGCUUCCAUCAUGUGGUUGUGUCGUCAAACCUCAGGGAUGGGUUUUCUGUACUCAUUCAGUCAGCUGGACUCGGAGGAAUGAAACACAAUGCAGUCCUGAUGGCCUGGCCUGCAGCAUGGCAACAGGCCAGGGACUCAGCAUCAAGGCAAAACUUUAUAGAGACCGUAAGAGAGACCACAUCUGCCCAUCAGGCUUUGCUGGUGGCUAAAAACAUCGACCGUUUCCCGGACAACAGCAAGCGGCUGAGGGAGGGCACCAUAGAUGUGUGGUGGAUUGUACAUGAUGGAGGACUGCUCAUGCUGCUGCCGUUUCUAUUGCGACAACACAAGGUUUGGAGAAAGUGCAGAAUGAGAAUAUUUACUGUGGCUCAAAUGGAUGAUAAUUCAAUUCAGAUGAAGAAAGAUCUCCAAAUGUUUCUGUACCACCUACGAAUAGAUGCAGUAGUGGAGGUGGUGGAAAUGCAUGACAGUGACAUUUCUGCCUUCACCUAUGAGAAGACCCUAGUGAUGGAGCAGAGGUCUCAGAUGUUAAAACAGAUGCAACUAUCUCGAACAGAAAGGGAGAGGGAGAUUCAGAGCAUCACAGAUGUGUCACGUGGCUCCAUAAAGAGGAAGAAACCAUCAGCUUUUAAAGCCCCUUAUCAAAUACACCCUGUUACCAUCCUGUGUAUACCUGAGAACGAGGCCCAGUUGAUCCACGACCGAAACACUGCAUCUCACUCUGACAAGACGGCAAACUCACUGCCUCCAGAUCGAGUCCACAUGACCUGGACCAAAGAGAAACUCUUCAGUGAACGAGCCAAGCACAAAGAGGGCAUGGCUGUGAAGGAUAUGUUCAACAUGAGGCCUGAAUGGGAGAAUCUAAACCAGUCUAAUGUGCGGAGGAUGCACACAGCAGUGAAGCUCAAUGAAGUGGUGAAGAAGAAAUCCAAGGAGUCACAACUGGUCCUGCUCAACAUGCCGGGCCCUCCAAAGAAUAAGAAAGGGGACGAGAACUAUAUGGAGUUUCUUGACGUUCUUACAGAAGGCCUGGACAGGGUCUUGUUGGUGCGAGGAGGAGGUCGAGAGGUUAUCACCAUCUACUCCUAGUGCCAUAGCGCCAUCCUGUGGACAAAUUCAAUAUUACACAUUUCAAUUGUGAACUUACAUUUGAUACACGUUUGUUUGGUUGAAGAAACAAGUGCCAUUAUUACGGAGGACUCCCAUUGGUUUAUUGUACUUUGAUGUGUACAAGUAUUGUUUUAUGCUAGUUCUUUUUCAAGAGGUUAAGGAAGGUUAAUUGAGAGGACAUGGUAUUUAUUUUAGCACUACUCACUUAAAACAUUUUUAUGUUUAUUUUAUGAUAUAAAUGCCCAGCAAUAGCAUGUUUUAUUUGUACCACAUCUACUGCCUCGCUCUCUUUCUUUCAAGCAGUGAUAUGAAAUAGUGCUGGUAACUGUUUUUUUUAAGUUGUAUAUAUGAGUAAAUAUGCUUUUGAAGACA